Messenger RNA from Anopheles gambiae (African malaria mosquito), 767 nucleotides. RefSeq lists its product as uncharacterized. NCBI's taxonomy places the organism in Eukaryota, Metazoa, Arthropoda, Insecta, Diptera, Culicidae. The record is from RefSeq and is a predicted model, not a curated record. The coding region runs from base 181 to 717 and encodes 178 amino acids. The transcript is spliced from 5 exons.
GUGGUGUUUGAAAUUCAGUUGAAAUGUCAACAGAAUUGUUUUGCUUGGCUUCGGAGAACGCGCCCUCGGAAUAGCAAGAAACAAAAAAUCGCUUGUGGUUCUUCGUUUAUCUAUUUUGUUAAGAUAAUCAUUACUUUACCUUAAAUUGUAACUAGCACGUGAAAGUACUCGCAUUGAGAAAUGAAAAUGUCUGCUGAUAAACCGGAUUUCGAGAAUAAUGUCCCUACGGAACAGCAUCUGAAAGAACUGCUAACAACGGCUAUUGAAUUGGAAGCAAACGUAUCGGAAAUAGAACGGGAACGAAACAAAGCAUCUGAGCAGUUGGAUGCUGUUUGGAGUAAAAUCCAUCAAGCUAUCGUCAACGAAGCUGAGUUGAAACGAAAACGAGCCACGAUUCAGCAGUUAAAUAAUGAUUUUAGCAGUCAAGUACACAGACAGAAAGAAGAGGAAAGCUUUUUGGAUCAGUUCAAAGCACUGCAGAACGCUAUGGGCAUUACCAUUGUUUGCAAACCAGAACUGAAGACGACAGAGAUCACAUUCGACGAUGCACUAAAGACAAAAGUUUCAUUCGUAUAUGAUAUCAAAGGAAUAACGCUUGGUGAGAUGUACCCAGCACACCCUAAUGUGGAUGCAAUUCGGACGCAGCUUAACGAAACAGGAGAUUUGUUGGGAUUUCUUUCGACGCUGAGGAACAAACUAACACUGCAGAACCUUUAAAGUUAGCGUAAAUAGCUGUUAAUAAAAUAAAUAUGUGUAUUCAACCCGCA